Molecule: messenger RNA, 402 nt
Organism: Diplodia corticola
Lineage: Eukaryota; Fungi; Ascomycota; Dothideomycetes; Botryosphaeriales; Botryosphaeriaceae
Product: chromatin remodeling factor subunit
Exons: 3
Coding region: 1-402 (133 amino acids)
Source: RefSeq, a predicted model, not a curated record
AUGUCUGCGGAAUACAAGGGUCAGGACAUCAACAAGCUUGCCGAGCAAGCUGAGCAGAAUCUCAACAGCCACGCCCUGAAGACUGGCCACGACAACACCACCUCUGCCAGGCACGGUCAGGGAGCUUCCAUCAGCACUGAGGAAUCCGGUGUCGAUGUCGCGCGUGCGGAACAGUUCCCCGGUGGCGAAGUGAGAUACGGCUCGGCGGCCACUGGCCGUGAGAUCCCCGUUGAGGACGGCGGUUCUUUCCAGAAAGGCACUGGCCGCCCAACCAAGGACUAUGACUUCGAGGGCCUCGGUGGCCCUGAGGACAAGGCGAGACAGUACAGGGAGGAGAACCCUGGCAACGCCGACGUCUUUGAGAACGUCCGCCAGGCUCCCGGUCGCGAGCCCAAGGCAUAA